AUGCAUGACAUUGAGUAUUUGCUGAGGUAUCUGCUGGAUAGCGCGACACUGAAGGUUGAGAAGCUUGAGGAUAUUGCUGAUGCUCAGCAGGUAGCUGCAUUUAACAAGAAGUUUGGAGAUACGCGACGAAUUCGUGGGUUUUGUGCGGAGAUAGGGCCUACGACGUAUUUUCCGGUUUUCAAUGUUCCUCUUAAGGCAGACUCGAUUAUUCACAAUGUGAAGUUCUGCGAGGUUGCGGUUGGAGAGGCGAUAUAUGUAUCUAAGGAGUAUGUAAAGCAGAUGAAUCCUCCAGGGCACUACGACUCGUUUGUUACGAGCGAGCAUGGAUACCAGGUUGGGUUUCUUCCUGACUCGCAGAUGAAUAUGAGAGAGUACUUGUAUGCAGUCAAGGACACAAGCAAGGUUCUGCCGCUUUUUGAUGUGACGUUUGAGUAUGACAUGGAGUUAGAGAUGAGAAGCAAGGGGUGUUUUGUUUGCGACAGAUGUCGGACGAACCAGUCUGUUUCGUUUUGCCCGGCGGAGCGAGCGAGUUUCUGUGAGGUGUGCGACUCUGAGGUACACAGCGACUAUUUUCUGAAGAGGCAUGUAAGGUACUACUUCAACGAGGUGGGGAAGAAGAAGUUUAUUUACUGUGCAAGCCAUCCCGAGACGAUGGUUGACUACUUCUGUGAGGAGUGUCUGAUUCCUGUGUGCACGAAGUGCAAGAUAAACGGAAAUCACUCUGAGCUUCCAAACGGAUCGCACAGCUUAUUGAAUUAUGUUGAGGCGUGCGAUAGCCUACAAAGGAUGCUUACGACGGGAAAUUUACAGCUGAUUGAUGAGGAGAGAGUUUUGAAGGACUGUGUGGUUGAAUUCAGAAAGAACGUAAGGAUGUUCCAGAGCAAUAUCAACGAUGUAAGGAGCAAGAUCGAAAGCGAGUACAAGAAUGCAUUGAAUGAGCUUCAUGCGUUUGAGAAGAAAGAAUUCCAGGUUAUCAAUACGCAUUACAUUUCAUAUCUCGGGAGAUUAGCGGAGCUCGAAAGGAUGAAGGAGUAUCCGACGAAUCUUGAACCGUCGCAACUGCUUAAGGCAUUCAAAAGCGUUGUGAUGCAAAGAGAGGCUGUGCCGCAAGAAACUGAGAAUGUAGUUUUCAAACCCGCAGAAAUUUCGCUAAAAGGGCAUCUUACUCUGAAGGAUGAAGAGACAUACAUUACAAGGAAGGGAUAUUCGUCUAGAAUGGACAAAAGUACGCAGUUGUAUGUUGAAACCCGAGGAAUCAAUGUGAAUGGCCAAGGCAAAAAUAAAUGA
Ordospora pajunii is the source of this 1287-nucleotide messenger RNA. RefSeq lists its product as uncharacterized. Lineage: Eukaryota; Fungi; Microsporidia; Ordosporidae. The record is from RefSeq and is a predicted model, not a curated record. Bases 1 to 1287 code for a protein of 428 amino acids. Gene Ontology annotation, molecular function: zinc ion binding; ubiquitin protein ligase activity. The transcript has a single exon.